Messenger RNA from Centruroides sculpturatus (bark scorpion), 619 nucleotides. RefSeq names its product sorting nexin-14-like. The record is from RefSeq and is a predicted model, not a curated record. NCBI's taxonomy places the organism in Eukaryota, Metazoa, Arthropoda, Arachnida, Scorpiones, Buthidae. The coding region runs from base 104 to 619 and encodes 171 amino acids. The transcript has 5 exons.
AUAUUUUAUAAAUUUAAAUAAAAGUUAUUAAUAAGUUUUAAUAGAAAAAUAAUCUGGCACUAUACGUACGUACGUCAUCACCAGACGAUGGCCGACAACUGUCAUGGCGGCGAGUCUGACAUCAACAGAACCGGGUUUAACUCUAUAUUGGGCACUUUUUACAGAUAAACUUUGCUGUUUAACAACAAUCUGUGUUAUUUUCGUCACACUUGGAACUUUUAUAAUAUUUGAUAUUCUUAGUGCUGUGACAGUAUUAAUAUCUUACCUGAUAGGAUGUCUAGGUGUUACUUUUAUUUUAUGGUUAAGGGAGAGGAAAUUACCAGAUAUUUUCUUUCUACCAAAAAAAUCUAAGCAACUAGUCAAUGUAUUUAAUAUUCCACAGCAAUGUACAGUAUGUGGAAAUAUGAAAUGCAAACGUCACAGAUCUGAUCUGAAUGUAUAUGUACUUAAACCAUGGACAGAUCUAAUGAUUCCUGAAAGUAUAAAUGAAGCAUUAGAAGAGGUUGUUGCUUGUGUUUGCAUAGCAUAUGUAAAACAUGGUAAAAAAAGGAUACCCGUUGUCCAGAAUUCAUCUUGUAAGUUAAAUGUGAAUGGGAUUGGACUUCAUGCCAAUCAAUAG